Molecule: messenger RNA, 1336 nt
Organism: Daucus carota subsp. sativus
Lineage: Eukaryota; Viridiplantae; Streptophyta; Magnoliopsida; Apiales; Apiaceae
Product: peroxidase 12
Exons: 3
Coding region: 116-1180 (354 amino acids)
Biological process (GO): response to oxidative stress; hydrogen peroxide catabolic process
Molecular function (GO): peroxidase activity; heme binding
Source: RefSeq, a predicted model, not a curated record
AGUACAUGGCGUGGCCUCGGUGUUUGAAGCUAAUAAGCAUCUUAUUCUCAUCUAUAUAAACCCCUUAAUUGUUGGAGAUCAUAACUCAGAAUAACUAGAAACAAAAUAUUUAACAAUGGCUUCUUAUUUUACCAACUAUUUUCAAAUUCUAUGCUCCUGUGUUUUAAUCGCACUACUCUCCAACUUGUGUGUCUCGGAAGCACAAGAUUACCCCCCGGUAGCGGAGGGACUUUCAUUGACUUUCUACGACACUAGCUGCCCUGAUUUGGAGGCCACUGUCAGGAAACAACUCGAAGAGGAAUUCACGCAAGACAUUGGUCAAGCUGCUGGCUUGCUUCGUCUGCAUUUCCAUGAUUGUUUUGUCCAGGGAUGUGAUGCUUCGGUGUUACUUGAUGGAUCGGCGAGUGGACCAGGAGACACGGAGCAGGAUGCACCCCCGAACCUGACUUUGAGAGCGAAGGCGUUCGAGAUUGUUGACAAAAUUCGUGGGCUAGUGCACGAGCUUUGCGGUGCAGUUGUUUCUUGCGCUGAUAUCGUCGCUCUCAGUGCCCGUGAUUCGAUUGUUCUGUCGGGAGGUCCGGACUACAAAGUGCCACUGGGAAGGCGGGAUGGACUAAGCUUCGCAACAAGAAACGACACACUAGCCAACCUUCCUCCUCCCUUCGCUAAUGCUAGUUCUAUCCUCUCUGCUCUGGCCAACAAAAGCCUAGACGCCACAGAUACCGUCGCGCUCUCAGGGGCACACACUAUCGGCAAAGCUCACUGCAGUUCCUUCACGGAUCGCCUAUACCCACAAGACCCUACCAUGGACGAAACCUUUGCUACUGACCUCAUAGGCAUCUGCCCCGAAAACUCAACAGUCGAUGGCACAACAGACCAAGACUUCAGAAGCCCGGAUGAUUUUGAUAACAAGUACUACGUCAACCUCGUGAACCGACAAGGCCUGUUUACUUCGGACCAGGACUUGUUCACAGAUAGUACGACCAGUGACAUUGUCACUAGUUUUGCAAAUAACCAGACCUUGUUUUUUGAGAAGUUUGUGAUUGCUAUGUUGAAGAUGGGACAGAUGGGUGUGGUGACUGGAACAGACGGGGAGAUUCGGACUAAUUGUUCAGCGAAAAACUCGGAUACUACAUUGUUGUCUACUCUGGUUGAUGUUGCAGGGGAACUGAACUAUUGAAGGCAAUAUCCUAUUUGAUAUACUCCCCUGAAUCCUGAUCAGUUUUGUUGGUUAAAAUAAGCUUUGUAAAACAUUUCGCUAAUUUACGCUUGUGUUGUUAAAAUAGUAGUGUGCUUUUAUCUCAGCGAUGUAUUAAUAAACGAAUUAAUUCCCAGA